Messenger RNA from Theileria equi strain WA, 2643 nucleotides. RefSeq lists its product as hypothetical. The transcript has a single exon. The record is from RefSeq and is a predicted model, not a curated record. The coding region runs from base 1 to 2643 and encodes 880 amino acids. NCBI's taxonomy places the organism in Eukaryota, Apicomplexa, Aconoidasida, Piroplasmida, Theileriidae.
AUGCCUCCAAGCAUAAAUAUAAGAAACAAAUGUCCAAAUGGAGAACAAGGUGACCACCAAAUUGGAAACUGUAAAUGUUAUGGUAGUUUCAAGGCAUAUUUGAGAAAUUUAAACACCAAUCAUGAUGGUCCAAAAUACAGGGUAUGUCGUCAUAAGAGUAACAGAAUACCAAGGAUCAAUAGUUUAAAAUAUGGUGGAGGAGUUCUUACUGAUUUAAAUGGAAAUGGACUUACCACUGAACAUACUGAGAUAACGGAAGUAUACACUUACUAUAGCCCAACUUAUGACACUGGUGAUGAUUGGAAUAUAGAGAAGCCUCUUCUGCUUAUAAUCAAAGAACACGGCAGCACACAGUAUCACUGGUAUGAAAAUACUGCUGAAUCAAAUACAAAAUGGAAUGCGAUACCAAGUGUAGAUACACAAUUUAAUGGUGGACUCACCCCAACUCCAGAAUUUAGAGAGAAACUCAUUAAACUCACCUGUGAUCUCUACAAUCUUCAUAUCGUCGACAUUCAUGCAAAAGAUAAUUAUAGAUGUGCAUGCGGUGAGAAAAAUGUCACAAUUGUUCCUGUUGAAUCGGAAAGAAGUACUGAUGAUGGAUAUACUAAAUACAAGCACGAGUACGGUAAAGGUACUAGGUCAAUUAGGUAUGGUGAGGUUGAGAUUAAAGAUGAAGAUGGUGGAUCCCUUCCACUUGAUAGUAAUCACACUCGUGAACUCUUCGUCUAUUACUGGGACAAAGACAAGGAGCGUACAAAACCCCUGUUAAUGGAGGUAUAUGUUCGAGGUUUUACUGAAAAACCCGUUCCAGUUGCUAAUAAUGGAAAGGAAGAUAACAGUGAGUGGCAAAUGAUCCUUGAUUAUAGUAAUUUUGAACUCAAAGGUGAGAAACUUGAGGAACAGCUUAAAGAACAAAAAUGCAAACUUUUCAAACCAGUUGUCAUAGAUGUCUCAUUCCAUAGAACUGGGGAAUAUUACGACAUAGAAUGUAAGAAGGAAAAAUGUCCUGGUAAAGUUAAAGUUACCAGCGUUCCUCUACCUGGGUUAACAGAUUAUACUGCUUGGAGGCACACCUAUGAGAAUGAUGGAGAAAAGACCUUUACCGUAACUGGUUUCACUGAUGGAUCAGGUAUGGAUCCGGAUGAACUGACAAUAUGGGAUGUUAAAGAGGUACUAGUUUUCUUGCCGGACUGUCCGAAACUUGGCGCUGAAGAUACUGAAGCACCUUUUAUAAUCCGUGUUAGCACUGGGAAUGGAUAUGCUUAUAUGUGGUCCAAUAACUCUUGUCGGAAUGGUGGUAAGCAGGAGCUGGAGGAGAUACUAGGAAGUAAGGGUCAAAAUACGGCAAGCGGUCUUAAAACUAUUCACACUCUAGAAUAUGAUGAAGAAGAGGAAGAACUAGACGCUGUUAAAACUGCUGCUCAUCAAGGCACUCAAGCUGAUGAAGCUCAACAUCCUCCUCCACCUCUUCCUGCUGAUGGAGCCGGAGUAAACCUUGGUCAAGAACUAUGGGAUGAUAUAACUACAACUGCUGCUUCUGUACUAGGUGAGUCUAUUGUAGCUGGUGCAGCUGGACUGUAUGCUACUAGUGAGAUUAUCAGAGAAACACUUCCACUAGCUCUUCAAAUGGCUGAUACUGUUGUUACUGCUGAAGCCGAAGCGCUUCCUACACCUGCUGAACAAGACCGUGGACAGAAUGGAGUUCAACGUGAAGAGGUUCCAGCUGCUGACUUAUCUGACCAGGUUCCUGAUACAGAGUCUGAGACCAAGAUUCUCCUACAAGGUACUCCAGUGGCUCAGAUGGCUGAAGAUGCUAUUGAUGGUGAAAGGGAAAAACAGAUGACUGCCCUUUUUAAUAGUCUAUCUAGUUUACCUGAUGGAUACCCUAUUGUCGGACCUGGACCUCAACCACCUCAUCAUAUCGGUGUUGAUGGAGAUCCUAUUGUUAUUGCUACUACUAUUCCUAAGUCUGCUGAUGUUCAAGAAUUUCCUACUGAUCCAUUUCCUAGACCUAUUCUAUCAUCAUCACCCCUUCAACCUAGCGGUGUUGAAGGAUAUCCUCUUCCUAGACCUAGAUCUAAAGGAUUUCCUAUUCCCUUUGCUUCUAUUAAUCCACCUCAUCUUCCUCUUUCUAGUGGUGGUCCAGGAUCUCCUAUUGCUCCCUUUGCUACAUAUGGCUUAGGGGUUGUUGACUUGGAUGAAUAUGGUACUACUAUGCGUGGAUAUACCUCUAAAGUUGAAGAGUGGGAUGAGACUCUCCCUAUUCCUCCUAUUUUUGAAACAUUUGAGACUGUUCCUUUUCAAGAUCCUGCUGACGUAUUUGUACAAGCUUAUACUAAAUUUACUACUGGUGAUGUUCCUGAAGGAGGUAAACAAGUUGUCUCUGCACUUUCUCAACAACUUGAUGCCACAUCUUCUGAAACUCAACAUUCCAACCAGUCUAAUAUAGUUACUGGUGUUCAUAGUGGAACUUCUACUGUCGCUGGAACUCAACCUGGAGACGGAGCUGGAGGAUCUGCUCGAGCUGAAAAGGCUGCUGAAACUGUUGCUACCGGUUCUGUACUAUGGACAGCGUUUGGCUCUACCUCUUGUACGCCUGAUCUAAUUAUACUCUUGGGAAGUCUACGGAGACCCUUGGGUUAG